Messenger RNA from Trypanosoma grayi, 414 nucleotides. RefSeq lists its product as hypothetical. The transcript has a single exon. The coding region runs from base 1 to 414 and encodes 137 amino acids. Lineage: Eukaryota; Euglenozoa; Kinetoplastea; Trypanosomatida; Trypanosomatidae. The record is from RefSeq and is a predicted model, not a curated record.
AUGAUGCGGGCGACUCAGUCCGCGGCCAUCGCCGGCGGUCUCGUUGUGGGCGCGGUGUCGCUGGCGGUGUGUCUGUUCUUGCUGUGGUGCAGCGCGGCCACCUCGCUUGCCGCGCACGUGGGGGGUGGGCCGGCGUCGGAGCCGAAUAUUGUGGCGGAAACCAUGCUGCUUCUCUCGGGUGUGGAGACGGUGGCGCAUAUGAACGUCGCGAACUACGCGUGCUUCGCUGUUAUGGUCGUGCUCGUGGUUGUCCUCAGCCGCGUGGAAGGGGCGCUGGUUUCUGUUGAGCAGGCCAUCGAGAAGAAGGCGAAACUGCCAUCGGUGGAGCUUGUGCGGCACAUCAACGACAACUACGACACCGCCUUGAGGCUAGGUGGCGUUGCGCAUAAGGAGAAGCGGAUGAGGAAGAGGUGA